AAAAUAUGUGAUUCUAGGAAAACCUGAAAUUAAAGAUAGCGUGUUAUGUGGCUAUUAAAUGUAUCACAUUUCAAUUUGAAAUUAUUUUUUUAAACUUAAAUCAUACUACUAAAACCAGAGCCAGUAAAGGGAGAAUAGAACGAACUUUUACAUACACCAGCUGACGUGACUACAUAAGAAUGUUUUGCACUAUCGUAGCGUUAGCCAUGUUCUUCAUCUGCGAAAACCAUAUAAUGGCGGAGGCACGAUGCGAAGCCGCAAAAGGAAAGACAACAUGCAUAACAGAGGAUUUGCUUGAGAUGUUAAUGAAUAUAAAAGACCAAAGAAGCCAAGUUUCAACUAUGAGACCAGUAUUUUUUGCUUUCCUAAAAAGUUCCACAACAUAUUCCGGAUCAAUGGUAUACAAGUUUGACGAUGUAAGGACAAACAUUGGAAACGGAUAUAAUCCAGAUGCAGGCGUUUUUACAGCACCAAAGAAAGGUAUCUAUCAAAUCAAUUGUGUGAUUUCGGCUUUGCCGAACAUAGAAGUAUAUUAUCAAGUAAUGAGGAACGAUGCUGUCUUUGGUCACGGAACAACGAGCAAGGGUUUAUAUGAUUCUAGCACUAAUGUUUGGAUCGUGGAGUUGGCCAAAGGUGAUCGUGUUUAUAUACAACACAGGAAUGGUGCAAGAAAAUUCCAUACAAAUCUACACUCAUACUUUGGAGGUUAUUUAUUGUAGAAAAUAAAAUACUCCACUCAUUAUU
Molecule: messenger RNA, 744 nt
Organism: Mytilus trossulus (common blue mussel)
Lineage: Eukaryota; Metazoa; Mollusca; Bivalvia; Mytilida; Mytilidae
Product: complement C1q tumor necrosis factor-related protein 3-like
Exons: 3
Coding region: 180-719 (179 amino acids)
Molecular function (GO): protein binding
Source: RefSeq, a predicted model, not a curated record